AUGCGGAGCGGCCAUUACAUAGCGAGUUUCCCUGGGAAGGUCGGGAGGAAUAGGGAACCAAGCGAAUAACAUCAACGACAACUCGCUGUUGUUAAGAUCAGGGUCAUCUCUAUAACAAUAUUUAGGACAACUACGUGUUAACGUAUUUGCGGUAAAAUACUCGGAUACGCUUUUUAAUGGUUGUAAUAACAUUCAGUUUUGAACGUUAGCUCUAGCUUUAAGAUUACCAAUAGGCUAGCAAAGCGGCCAAACCCGUAUCCUGUAUCCAAGUCAGCGAGUCAGCAGGCUAAUUUGAAAAGCGCCGAUAGUCCCGACUCAGUGGUGUUACGACAGUGGUAUUAAUCAGUUUUCACUCAUAAUGGACGAUAAAGCGUUCACAAAGGAAUUAGACCAGUGGGUCGAGCAACUGAAUGAGUGCAAGCAGCUUACGGAGAAUCAAGUGAGGACGUUAUGCGAAAAGGCUAAAGAGAUAUUGACAAAGGAGUCAAAUGUACAGGAGGUUCGUUGCCCUGUCACAGUAUGUGGAGAUGUGCAUGGCCAGUUCCAUGACCUCAUGGAGCUCUUCAGAAUUGGGGGAAAGUCACCUGACACCAACUACCUGUUUAUGGGAGACUAUGUGGACAGAGGCUAUUACUCAGUGGAAACAGUAACGCUUCUUGUAGCACUAAAGGUCCGUUUCCCAGAACGCAUUACAAUAUUGCGGGGUAACCAUGAGAGUCGACAGAUCACACAGGUGUACGGCUUUUAUGAUGAGUGUUUGAGGAAAUAUGGCAACGCAAACGUCUGGAAAUACUUCACUGACCUUUUCGACUACCUGCCACUGACUGCCCUGGUUGAUGGGCAGAUAUUCUGCCUGCACGGUGGUCUGUCUCCAUCAAUAGACACUCUGGAUCACAUUCGAGCUCUGGAUCGCCUGCAGGAAGUUCCACACGAGGGCCCGAUGUGUGAUUUGCUGUGGUCAGAUCCGGAUGACCGUGGAGGCUGGGGCAUCUCCCCCAGAGGUGCUGGUUACACCUUUGGACAGGACAUUUCUGAAACCUUCAACCAUGCCAACGGUCUUACACUUGUCUCCCGUGCCCAUCAACUUGUCAUGGAGGGAUACAACUGGUGUCAUGACAGAAACGUUGUCACCAUUUUCAGUGCACCAAACUACUGCUAUCGCUGCGGCAACCAGGCUGCUAUCAUGGAACUGGAUGAUACUCUUAAAUAUUCCUUCCUUCAGUUUGAUCCUGCACCUCGACGUGGGGAGCCCCAUGUGACCCGCCGCACCCCUGAUUACUUCUUGUAAAUGUGCACUGGCCUGAUGUAGGAACACAAGACCUCUGAAGCAAGCAACAAAACCUGACAAAUCCCAGUAUAGCUAUAUAAAAAUGCCCAGUGUACAUGUAUUGGGAUAUGUUAUGACAUGAAAGCACUAACAUGGACCAAAAUGUGCCAUAUAAGCAUUAAUGCAGAAAUACAAAUUGCCCUGUGUCUCAGUACUGCUACACAGUGUCCUGUUUUAGCCUAGUGCAAUUGCCUGCUGUAAACUAUUGAUAGUAAUGUUCUCUUUGUUCUUGAAUUGUACAUUACUCUGAGCAAAAUAAAAAAAAAGAAAAAAAAGUGACAACUAGCUUUCCCCCAAUAUCACUGGACAACGUACUUUGAGUUGGCAAGGCCAGGCAUGUGAAAUACAGUAAUAUUUUAUACAACAAAUGCACAAGCUUACAUCCCUUCCUGUCAGAUCACCAAAAACACUAUACUAUUGGGAAUGAAUGCUUAAACAGAAGGAGUCUUCUCUCCUUUUUGGGAGUGUAUGCUUUCAUGUAUAUGGACCCUUAUCUUGACCCUACUGUCCCCUUUGUCUAAUCUUUACCAUUUUUGUGUUUACCGUCUCUACUCUGUGUAUGUGUCAUUAUGUGAUUGCCUCUUCUUUGGUGUAUUUGAACUAAUAAAGUACUUUUAAUCGCAAA
This is a messenger RNA of Chanos chanos (milkfish), 1952 nucleotides long. RefSeq names its product protein phosphatase 2, catalytic subunit, beta isozyme (gene ppp2cb). The record is from RefSeq and is a predicted model, not a curated record. Bases 359 to 1288 code for a protein of 309 amino acids. The transcript has 7 exons. NCBI's taxonomy places the organism in Eukaryota, Metazoa, Chordata, Actinopteri, Gonorynchiformes, Chanidae. Gene Ontology annotation, molecular function: protein serine/threonine phosphatase activity.